Messenger RNA from Symbiodinium sp. CCMP2592, 408 nucleotides. Lineage: Eukaryota; Dinophyceae; Suessiales; Symbiodiniaceae. The record is from the annotation of a GenBank genome assembly.
AUGCUUGCGGUCCUAUGUGGGUCUACACAUCAAUACACGGCGAGCCCCUACAACAAGCUGUGGCAGGUGACAAACGGAAAUUCCACCAACUCAGCUACUACCAACGGCACUGCAGAUGCAGUGGCUGAGUCCGCAAAGCCAGCUGGAGACUCAGUUCCGGACUUGCAGCCUUGUCGCACGCGUUCUUCGCGCUCCCGAGGCUUGAGGCACCCCCGUGAUUGUCAUGGUCGUUGGCAGAAGGAUGGAUGUCGACCAAAGAUGGCGAAGGAAAAGUUGGCAGACCGACGCGCCGUGUAUUAUCAAGCUUCAUGUGGAAGGGAGGAGACACGCUCAGAUGUACCGAGAUGUAGCGAGAGGGUACAAUCCAGAACAAUUCAAGACUGCUCAGAAAUGCUUCAUAGCGAUUAG